UCUACAUAUUAUAAUUGGAAGCUAUGCCACCAUUUUGCGACUCAUUUAUCAACGACAAAAUAAAGUGGGGAAAAUUCAUAUUCACAUAACAUUAGUCGCAAAAUGGCGGCGUAGCAUACCUAGUUAGUACUUAGUUGGUGGUUACUCCGCGUCCUUUUAUUGUUUACUCUUUAGCCGGAUUGGCGGGCUACGUACGUACGCGUUCGGCCACAAUAGUCAAUAACUAACCAUAAACUAACCAUUGACCCCAUCGCCCAUUGUACAAUCCGAUUUUAUUUUGUACGCUGUAGCUGUUGAAUACCGGACGUCUGUUUUCCAGUUGCCGCUGCCUGUUAUACCUUUUAUCGAGUCCUGUACUAUAAUACAACUCUUAUAUGUGUAUUAUUCAACCGAUCGUGUUUGAGUGAUUCACGCCGGUAGAAAUUGGCUGCGAAACUCGAAAAGAUUACAUUUGUACCUGCGUAAAAAUAAAAUUUGUGAUAAAAUAUAAUAUUAUAAGGUAAUAUUUAUUACUAGAAGUAAAUUAUAGUACUUGUGACUCAUUGCAAUAUUAACGAGAUGGCUUCCGAAUUGAUGAAGAAUGGUGACGGUGAGAUGUCAAAAGACGAACGAAAGGUUUAUGACCGACAAAUUCGGUUGUGGGGUUUUGAUGGACAGAAUAAGCUAAGAGCAACAAAAGUUCUUUUAAUCGGAAUGCAAGGCUUAGGCGCAGAGAUCGCUAAGAAUUUGAUAUUGUCCGGUGUUAAUUCCAUUACCCUGAAGGAUCACACAGAAGUUUCCAUAUUAGACCGUUGUUCCCAGUUCCUUAUCCCGCGCGAUAGCGAAGAACGUAAUCGUGCUAAAGCGAGUUUGAGUUCAGCACAAAAGCUGAACCCAAAUGUCAAGGUUAUAGUUGAUACAACCCCAAUCGAAGAAAAUGUGGAUAGUUUUGUGACUUCAUUCGAUUUGGUCAUAGCCACUGAAUGUUCUCCAAGUACUUAUAAAAGACUGAGUGAAAAUUGUAGAAAAUCUAAUGUAAAAAUAUUCAUAGCUGAUGUUUAUGGGUUAUUUGGAUAUUUUUACCAAGACGUGAAUUCCGCCUAUUCUUUAUAUGGUGAAAUAUUUCCAAACAAUGCUGAAAUCGAUACUCUUACUAGUACAAAAAAACUACCACAGCUGUAUUAUUUAACCUCAGCUUUAUUAAAAUUUCAAUCCGAUUCUAAUCGUAAGCCAAAUCCUGAUACAUCUGAAGAAGAUAUAGAAGAAUUGAAGUCCAUAAUUCAUCUUCAAAUCAAUUAUUCCUCUUCAGAUCAAGAAAAUAAAGAUGAUGUAUUUGAAGAAUACUAUGGUGAAUUGUUUUGCGAGCUGAGUCCAACAACCUCCAUAAUAGGCGCAAUGGUAUCCCAGACUGCAUUGAACACUGUAAUGAAUAAGCCAGUAGAUAAAUAUAAUGUAUUUUUUUAUGAUCACAUUGAACACGAAGGGAAAUUUCAUUUAUUAUAAAAGACUAUUUUAUAUGUCUACAUAAAAGUAAAAUGACUGUCUUAUAAUUUAAA
This is a messenger RNA of Acyrthosiphon pisum (pea aphid), 1535 nucleotides long. It is a transcript of the gene Aos1, whose product is annotated as SUMO1 activating enzyme subunit 1. The transcript is spliced from 7 exons. Gene Ontology annotation, biological process: protein sumoylation. The record is from RefSeq and is a predicted model, not a curated record. Gene Ontology annotation, molecular function: SUMO activating enzyme activity. Gene Ontology annotation, cellular component: SUMO activating enzyme complex; cytoplasm. NCBI's taxonomy places the organism in Eukaryota, Metazoa, Arthropoda, Insecta, Hemiptera, Aphididae. Bases 559 to 1482 code for a protein of 307 amino acids.